Molecule: messenger RNA, 789 nt
Organism: Melanaphis sacchari
Lineage: Eukaryota; Metazoa; Arthropoda; Insecta; Hemiptera; Aphididae
Exons: 1
Coding region: 1-789 (262 amino acids)
Source: RefSeq, a predicted model, not a curated record
AUGACCACUUCUAUUUACGUUUCGUUUUUGUUUCAACAAUCCGAAUUGAAAGCGAACGGACCCUUAACUCAUCAGAUCAUCAUCUUCUCGGAAUUCGUAAACCCCAUGUAUGUUCCUUAUGUCAAGUUGGAUAACGUGUCCAUGGUCGAACUUAUUAAGGCGAUACGAAAACGGUUAUGCGAUAACUUUAGCGUGUACUCGUUUUUGGAAGGAUCGUUAAUUAACGAGCAGAACGGCAAGCUACUCCACGCCAUUCCCACCGUGGAGCUCUACGGCGAAAAAAUGGACAAGUACAAGUUUGUGUCCAGCCACGAGGGGGCGAAAAGAGUUUUUUUGGAGGCCUUGAAUGAUUUGGACUGCGAGUACACUCAACUCUCGUCGGACUUCAAAAUCAUUUACGACGACCCGCCGACCAUCUGGACGUUGACCGUGUCCACUGAACACGAUUACCAAGAACUGAGAGUGAUACAGGGCUACGGGGAUAGCGACGAAAAUCAGUGGUUUAUGCAAACAAGCGUUGCGACGACAACGAUCAGAAGCGUCCGGCUCUCUGAAAUAUUGUACACGGCCGAGCACACAAAUAUAAUAAGCCCAAAAAUGAUGCGUUACAAUGACCUGCCGGUGUACAUAGACUCCCAACGGACUUACGAGAAAUUUAGAUUCCCAAGGACGACUAAGACAGCUACGAAAAUCAUGCGAGACAUUAAUCGCGAGAUAGACAAAUCGCAAGUAACUUUAUAUGAACUGUGCUGCAUAUUCCUGGACUGCUUAGUAUUUAUUUUAUUUUAA